AUUCCUAGUAACUUGACAAACAGCUGUCACGCGCAACUAAAAAACAACCAGUACAUAUGAACUACGAGUGCAUUUAAUUUUGGUGGGAAUUCUUUUUAAUUCAUUUAAUUAUUUUUAUAGUUCCACAAUGAACGACAAACCAACAAAAGAAGUUAAGCAGUUAAUUCACGAAAUUAAACUCGGUAACGUGGAAGGCUCAUACAACAUAACAACAAAAACGUUGCAAUUAUUUAAGAAAAUUAUCAAUGGCCAGGAAUGGGCGCACGCACAAGAACUCAUGAACAUAAUGCGUGCACAAGCAUGCUUUCUCCAAUCCGCAAUGCCACAAGAGACUGUGACCGCCAAUAUUGCACGUCGCAUACUGAAGUUGAUACGCGAGGAGUUUGAUUUACUUCAAGCAAAGGUGCACAAAUUCGCAGAUGACCAAGGCUCCAUGUCACUGCACAAACUCUUAACACAAACGAGCAAUGAUGUUACGAUCGACUAUACCGAACCGCAGCAUUUGCUGCGCGAUGCACUGCUGGAUCACUUACAAGAGAUUGAAACUGAAUUGGAGACAAGUUCAGAAAAUAUUUGUGCACAAGCAGAAGAGCACAUACAUUCCUCUGAGGUUAUCCUAACGUUAGGACACUCGCGCAGUGUUGAGAGCUUUCUAAAACUUGCCGCUAAAAAACGCCAAUUUCUCACUAUAAUUAUAGCCGAGUGUGCGCCAGAUUGCAGAGGUCAUAAUUUGGCAGCCAAGUUGGCAAGUGGAAAUGUAGAGAUUAUCGUAAUACCGGACUCCGCUAUAUUCGCAAUGAUGUCGCGUGUUAACAAAGUCAUCAUUGGUACACACAGCGUACUCGCCAAUGGUGGUUUACGUGCGGCGUGCGGUUCAUACACGGUCGCGCUGGCAGCUAAACAUUACUCAGUGCCGGUUAUUGUACUCUCACCCAUGUACAAAUUAUCGCCCGUACAUUUGUGUUCAUACGAGCAGGACGCUUUCAAUUUGGUAGGCUGUGCGGGCGAUGUGAUUGGCUACGAUUCGUUAGCGUCGCAUUCGGCUAAAGUCUAUAGUCCCAUAUUUGAUUAUGUGCCUCCUGAGCUGGUCACAUUAUUUAUUUCAAAUAUUGGCGGCCAUGCUCCUUCGUAUGUCUAUCGACUAUUGACUGAACUCUACAAUCCGGAAGAUUAUGAGAUUUAAAAGAACGAAACACCCUCCCGUUAAACUACUAGCAUAAGCAUUACAAACUUUGCGACAAGAAAAAGUGCCCACAAGUAAAGUUUAAAUAGUUAAAAUAGAAAAAAGCUAGGAGAAUAGAAAGCGUGAAGAAUAGCUGGCGUUACAUGUAUACGCGUUUGUUGUAAAGACGCUGUUACUUUGUUGCUUCACAGUGUGCUAUCGUUUGCGAUUUUAAAUACCUCGUUUCGCCGCGGCUUGCGUCUGCCAAUCGUCUAAUCCAAUUACUGAAAGCCAACCGCAAAAUUGUUGCUCACCAAGUAUGCCUGUUUUCCCUCUGUUUCCGGUUGAUUUUCGUAUGGAAAGCGUACUUUGAAAUUAGUUUGAUCAACACCUUUUAUUUUAUCGGACUGCGUCUCAGUGCAAUUGUCACAUGUCAAACAAUCACAUUUUCUUUUAAUUACUCUUCAAAUACCAAUAAAAAAUUGUGCAGAACAGAGUGUACGGUUAUUCUUAAGAAAACAGAAAACAGAUUUUCGAAUUUGCCCAAUAAAAUAUAAUACAACAAAACAAAAUAUUUUUAAAUAAAAUAUACCUACAAAAACAAAUGUUUUCAAAAAAAAUUUUUAGUGUGAAUUUGUGUUUGAAAAGAGAAAAGUGAAUUUUAAAUUAUCGUAAGAAAGCUUAGCCACUGGCCAACGAAGUAUAAUAAUCCAAAACGAAAAAAAGCGUGAGUCAAAGUCUAAUUAGUGCUCUCCAGAAAUUUGUUUGGAAUAAAUUACGUUGUAAUAUGGUGAAUCAUACAAUCACACAAAUGUAUGCAUAUGUAUGUACGCGCUUAUGAAUUUGGCAAUGAGACGUAUGACGAACGUGGGAGCUCAAUUUGAAAUUGUGUUGCGUACUAAAGUUUUCUUGAAAAUAAGGCAUUCGAUUUUACAAAGUUUAAAAUAAGGAUUUAUCUAAAACUAGUUAAGCUAAUUAGGGCAAUAUGGGAAAUGGCCGUUGCUAGAGUUCUCUGUGAAAAAUACUGUUCAACUUAAAUGAGUCCGCAUGAAAACAAAGACUUACAAAAAAGCAGAACAGACGUGCCUACCCUAUCGGAAGAAGCUGGAUCAAGUCGGUUACUCCAGAAGUACUCCUUGUUUUUGUUGUAGCAGCAUAAAUGUGCGGGGAGUCCCAUACAUGUGCGGGAAAUGCUGCCGGAGUGUCCGUACUUAUAUAGGGUUUUUCAGUAAGAGCGCUUCAACUUUUGAACUUUUUUGAAUAAAACACAAACGGUUUGACUUUUUUAA
Molecule: messenger RNA, 2451 nt
Organism: Anastrepha ludens (Mexican fruit fly)
Lineage: Eukaryota; Metazoa; Arthropoda; Insecta; Diptera; Tephritidae
Gene: eIF2Bbeta
Product: translation initiation factor eIF-2B subunit beta
Exons: 6
Coding region: 128-1183 (351 amino acids)
Biological process (GO): translational initiation
Cellular component (GO): eukaryotic translation initiation factor 2B complex
Molecular function (GO): guanyl-nucleotide exchange factor activity; translation initiation factor activity
Source: RefSeq, a predicted model, not a curated record